ACUGUAUUCAAUCCGUUCAUAAUUGAGUUGAUUAUUUGGUGAAAUAAAGAAAAAGAAAAGCAAAGCUCAGAAUUCUAUCCAGUUUCUACAGAAACCAAACUGUUUGAAGGCCAAGUUUCUUGAAAGGAAUCAUGGGUGAUCAAGAUCUCUCACAAACACUUGGUGAUUUAUUAGAGAUCAAAGGCAAAUACAUGAACAGUUCAUCAAGAAAUCUUUUAUGGAAGAAAGUGAUGGAAGCUCAAGCCAAGAGAUCAACAUGGUUAGGGAGUUUGAACCAGAAGUUGAUCACUAACAUUCAAGCCAUCAAAGCAUCUGGAGGAGGAAGAGGCCAACAGCAUCAUUCAAACUUAGCCAUAAUGAAAACCAGAAGAAAUCCCACCAGAAAUAAUGCUCUAAAGAUGAUAAAGAGGAGAAGACUGCGAAGGGUCGGUCAAGAAGGUUCUAGAAGGGCUACCACGAUGGCGAUCGAGAGGAAGGUUAGAACCCUAAAGAAACUGAUCCCAAAAGGGGAGUCUACAAUAGGUCUGGAUGGGCUGUUUAGAGAGACAGCUGAAUACAUAUCGAAUUUACAAAUGAGAGUAAGAAUCAUGCAGGCUGUGGUAGAUGCAUUGUCCAAUUCUGAAUGAGACCGAUCAUAUCGAUUGCUCAUUCCAUUGAUUUAUGAGAUUAUAAUAAACAUGAUAUAUGAUCAUUAUAUGAUUUUCUAUGGUUAAUUAAUUACAGAUUCAUACUGGUUUAGUU
This is a messenger RNA of Cynara cardunculus var. scolymus (artichoke), 741 nucleotides long. RefSeq names its product transcription factor UPBEAT1. The transcript has a single exon. The record is from RefSeq and is a predicted model, not a curated record. NCBI's taxonomy places the organism in Eukaryota, Viridiplantae, Streptophyta, Magnoliopsida, Asterales, Asteraceae. Bases 132 to 626 code for a protein of 164 amino acids. Gene Ontology annotation, biological process: regulation of DNA-templated transcription.